UGGUUAAUGUCAGUAUUCUCGCUAACCUUCAAAGGAUCGGAUGUUUUCGGAAAACCUAUGAACACCUGCGAUGAAUAUAUUCUGAUAUCUUUGCAAAAAGUUCAACUUAAUUGCUAAUAAAAGGGGAUCAAACAUAGUAUCAAGUUAUCCUCAUAAAAUACCAAUGACGCACAGGACAAUAUACUUACGACAAAGGAGAAGUAUUGCUUUCAAUAAACAGUUAAAACCAAGCUACUAGUUUCUUUGCUCCUGUGUAACAUUCUCUUAGAAAUUAUAUAAAAUAUUUCAAUAAAAGUUUUGAAGUUAAUUGUUUAUUACGAUGGCUAUCAAUUGUGUUGCGAAAUUACUUGCAAUUUGUUUUUACGUAACAAGUGUUAUUGCAUGGAACUCACCUCAUGAAUAUGAUCAAAUCAAAAGCCUAUCAAACCAAAUCGAAAACUUGAAAAGUUUAAUAAACCAGCCAAAUACACCAUCAUAUAAAUAUGAUUAUGCACCACCAGUACCUUGGGAUAACAACUACAAGAAUUCAGAUUACCAAAGAUAUUUAAAACAACAGUAUAUACUACCAAUACUUAAUUCUUUAACCGAUAUCUCACAACAGAUUAUUAGAAAUAUCAACGACAAAACACAGCAGCAAAAUAUUAACGUACCAUUUACAAUUCCAACAAGACCUAAUUUCGGAGACGUCAGAGACCAAUCUUCACUAUUUAACCCGUCAUUUGGUACUGCUAGUGGUUGGGGUGCAGCUUCAUAUGGAGAGUCUCAAGGUCAAAACGGUGGAGGGAGCAGUUACAGCCUUUCAAAUCCAAUAUCAUUUAAUUCACCAUAUUCUGGUGGAUUCGGUUCCUUAAAGCCACCAGUUAUACCAUCAAGAUUCCCAAGUAUAUCAAAUCGACAUCCCGGAGAGUAUGACGAUAAUCGAAAUUGGGGGCUUGUCGCUGAUGAUGAUGCAAUAACUACACCUAAGCCACCACAGGAAUGUAAAUGCGAAGAACAAAACAAAAACAUAACAUCGUUAGCAGAAAAAUUAAAGCUGAAGACUACAGAAGCAAAUCCAGUGACUUGCAAAGCGGUAAUUCUGCUUUGCUGCGUCCCAGGGAACAAUGAGGAGCACCGAAAGGAGUGCUUCUCAGAGCACGGAUGUCCACGAAGUUAUUCCACAGGAAUCGCAUGCCUUCCCGUUCUUAUCCAAGCCGUGUACACAGAUAUAUACGGAAAACUUUGAAGAAUAAGUUUUUUUAUCAGCACCGGCAACAUUAAAUACUUUAACUCGAAUACUUUGCUUAUAUAAAUUCAUACAGAUUAAAUAUUUUUAAAUUAAAACUAUCGACGGUAAA
This is a messenger RNA of Papilio xuthus (Asian swallowtail), 1337 nucleotides long. RefSeq lists its product as uncharacterized. The coding region runs from base 320 to 1225 and encodes 301 amino acids. The record is from RefSeq and is a predicted model, not a curated record. The transcript is spliced from 5 exons. Lineage: Eukaryota; Metazoa; Arthropoda; Insecta; Lepidoptera; Papilionidae.